Molecule: messenger RNA, 1665 nt
Organism: Solanum tuberosum (potato)
Lineage: Eukaryota; Viridiplantae; Streptophyta; Magnoliopsida; Solanales; Solanaceae
Exons: 5
Coding region: 1-1665 (554 amino acids)
Biological process (GO): DNA integration
Molecular function (GO): nucleic acid binding
Source: RefSeq, a predicted model, not a curated record
AUGACUACUCUUUUUCACGACAUGAUCCACAAGGAAAUCGAAGUUUAUGUGGAUGACGUCAUCAUCAAAUCAAAGAAGGGUUCAAAUCAUCUAAAUGAUCUACGGAAAUUCUUUGCCAGAUUACGCAGGUAUAAUUUGAAGUUGAAUCCUGCAAAGUGUGUCUUUGGGGUUCCUGCUGGAAAGGUUCUGGGUUUCAUUGUCAGCCGCCGGGGUAUAGAACUAGAUCCAUCAAAAAUCAAAGUCAUUCGUGAUCUACCUCCACCGAGGAGUAAUAAAGAGGUAAUGAGUUUCCUGGGACGACUAAACUACAUCAGUCGUUUCAUAGCCCAGUCUACUGUCAUUUGUGAGCCUAUCUUCAAGCUGUUGAAGAAGGAUGCCGCGGUGAAAUGGACAGACGAAUGUCAACAAGCAUUUGACAAAAUCAAAGAAAACUUGUCCAAUCCUUCUGUGUUGGUUCCACCGGAAUCUGGAAGACUAUUGUUAUUAUACAUAUCGGUGUUGGAUAAUGCUUUCAGCUGCAUUUUGGGGCAACAUGAUGAGACUGGAAAGAAGGAGCAGGCAAUAUAUUACAUAAGCAAGAAGUUUACAUCAUAUGAGGCUCAAUAUUCUUUAUUGGAGCGUACUUGUUGUGCUUUAACUUGGGUCUCCCAGAAGCUGCGACACUACCUCUCCUCGUACACUACUUACUUGAUCUCAAGGAUGGAUCCUCUAAAGUAUAUCUUUCAAAAGCCCAUGCCUACAGGCAGUAAAGGCAAUGCAUUAGCAGAUCAUAUGGCAGAGAACCCUGUAGAUGAUGAUUAUAGACCGUUGAAGACUUACUUCCCAGACGAAGAAGUAGCUUUCGUAGGGGAAGACAUUUCUGAAGAAUAUGAAGGUUGGAGGAUGUUCUUUGAUGGAGCCAAGAAUUUGAGCGGAUUCGGCAUAAGAGCAGUUUUGAUCUCACCAACUGGGCAACAUUAUCCGAUAUCAGCCAAACUCAGGGCUCCGACGCGCUAUCGACUUGGAUGUCUAGGAAAUGCUGAUAAUAGGAGAUUCAGACCUAUUGAUUCAUCAGCUACAUACUAUUUUCAUGUUGAGGAAGAGCCUGAUGGAAAGCCUUGGUAUGAUGACAUUCGAAGAUAUCUGAAGAGCGGUGAGUAUACAGAGGAUGCAACAAGUGUACAAAAGCGUACAAUUCGGAGGUUAGCGAAUCAAUUCUUUCUAAGUGGAGAAACCCUUUAUAGGAGGACUCCUGAUUUGGGGUUGUUAAGGUGCGUCGAAGCUGGAGAAGCCAACAGGUUGAUUGAAGAGAUACAUGCAGGAACAUGUGGUCCUCACACGAACGAUUUUACCUUGGCGAAGAAGAUCUUGAGAUCGGGAUAUUUCUGGCUAACUAUGGAGACAGACUCUUGGGUCAUGGACGUCAUUGGUCCAAUCGAGCCAGCGGCAACCAAUGGACAUAGAUUCAUUCUGGUUGCAAUCGACUACUUCACCAAAUGGGUCGAAGCCACCUCUCACAAAUCAGUGACAAAGAAGGUUGUGGAUGAUUUUGUCAAAAAUAAUAUUAUCUGUAGAUUCGGGAUUCCUGAGUCAAUCAUCACUGAUAAUGGAACCAACCUAAAUAGUGAUCUAAUGAAAUCAUUGUCUGAGAAGUUCAAGAUCAAUCACCGAAAUUCUACAAAAUAA